CACUCUUCCCUCGGCUGUUAAAAACAGACUGAGAUGUGACUUUGCGUGCAGCGGGACGUUCACGCUCAGGAGAGGGUUUUCGGGGAAAAGCUGGUGUAAAGAUGCAACUGUCAUCUGGGCAGGUGUGACUGACUACUUCCAGAAGACUGUCUGAAAAGGCCUUUGCACAAAAGUCAAGCUACUACCUGGCCUGUUUAAUGGACAUGGAAAUGGCAGAUGAGGCCUUCAUCACCCUGGCCACCACAAACUCCUACUGCAAGGGAGCCACAGUGGUGGCGAGCAGUUUACGGCGGCAUGGGACAACUCGCAAGAUCAUUGCCAUGGUCACACCAAACAUCUCAGAACAGUCAAGGCUCGGCCUUGAGAGUGUGUUUGAUGAGGUCAUCCUGGUGGAUGUGAUGGACAGUGAGGACCGCCUCCACCUUUCACUGCUGGGACGUCCUGAGCUCGGUAUCACCUUCACCAAGAUCCAUUGCUGGACUUUGACACAGUACAGCAAGUGUGUCUUUCUGGAUGCUGAUACACUGGUGUUGAGUAAUGUGGACGAGCUGUUUGAGAGAGAGGAGCUGUCCGCGGCGCCUGAUCCCGGCUGGCCCGACUGUUUCAACUCGGGCGUGUUUGUCUUCAGGCCGUCUCUCCACACCCACGCCCGGCUCCUGGAUCAUGCCCUGCAGCAUGGGAGCUACGAUGGAGGGGACCAGGGUCUGUUGAACUCUUUUUUCAGCAGUUGGCCGCUGGAAGACAUCACUAAGCACCUGCCGUUUGUCUACAACCUCAGUGCCAGCUCCAUCUACAGCUACCUCCCUGCUUUCCAACAGUUCGGCCACAAUGCAAAGAUUGUUCAUUUCCUUGGAGGAGUUAAACCCUGGAGCUCCCGUCCGAGGGAUGUCAACCACUCCAGCCCCAUGGGACGGUUUAUGUCUCUGUGGUGGAAGGAAUACCAGAGUCAAACCAGACCAACUCCACCAGGGAACCAGCAUGCCCAAGACUGGGAUAAACCACAGCAGAUCCAAGAACAGGACGCCAAGAUGCCAUUUAGAGAAAACGUGGACGGGUCCAAUUCCCUGCUCACACAUCUCAUACCUCCAACUGAGGAGCCUCAUCAACCGUUUGAACCAAAGAUGCUUGAUGCACAGGACUCGCCUCCGGGUGCAGAGGAUUUGGCGAUGAGCGAAACUGCUGAGGAACCUGGGGAUGCAGACAAAGAGCAGGACGAGCUGGAACGUCGCGCGCUGUGGGAGAAUGGAAAGGCCGACUAUCUGGGCAAAGACGCUUUCCAACACAUCCAGAAGAUGCUGGACUGUUUCCUGGAUUAGAAACCCACACAUGAGAAAAAAAAAACUCUGUGACUACAAGUGUACCAUUCCUGUCUUUCUUCUCGAGGACUGGGAUUGUUUUAAUUCUCAACAUUAAAAAAAAUACUAUAAUGUAAAUUGAAUUAUGACACAACCACAAUUCUUAACAUUAAAAUCUUCUUUUCAACAUGAUGAUAUCAAUAAACUAAAUGAGUAUGA
Molecule: messenger RNA, 1514 nt
Organism: Platichthys flesus (European flounder)
Lineage: Eukaryota; Metazoa; Chordata; Actinopteri; Pleuronectiformes; Pleuronectidae
Gene: gyg2
Product: glycogenin 2
Exons: 9
Coding region: 198-1316 (372 amino acids)
Cellular component (GO): cytoplasm
Molecular function (GO): glycosyltransferase activity
Source: RefSeq, a predicted model, not a curated record